AGUGAAGGAACUUCGUUGUUGUCGUUUGGUGUAGUGCGCCGUGUUAUAACCUCGUUUCGCACGAAAAUGAAUUCGUAUACGGAUCCGCUUCGUUUGAACGAAGAACGUUUGUUUGUAGAUUUGAUGGAGAGUUUGCCAAAGAAUAUUAAAGAUACGAGGAACAUCUUAGAAAUUCGUGACAAUGUGCUGUACGUGUGGAACCCGAAGGAAUUUUGUGUGAUGGCAUUAAACGUUGCGACAACGCGUGGAAAAAACGAUGUCCCUUAUCAAAAACUUAGACCUACCGAUAUUCCGAUCUUCGAAAUAAAGAAUCUAUUAAUUAACGAGACUGGCACGCAACUGGUAUUGUGGGGCAAUCUAGGCUUAGUUCUCAUGGAGCUUCCCAAACGUUGGGGUAAGGAUGCCAUGUUUCAAGGUGGGAAAGAAGAAAUACUCUGCAUUGUAUACAAUGAAACGAUAAACAUUCGGAAGGCAAGGUGGCAUCCAGGAUCUACAAAUGACUCUCAUUUGCUAGUUCUAACAUCUGAAAAUACAUUUCGUUUAUACGAAUGCGAAGUGGGUAAUAGACCAAAGUGUCUAAAAUCCUGGAAAGUUGGUCGUGUACCAUUUGGCUCGCCAUCGAGGAUACCAGACUUCACAUCUUUGGGUGACAUAGCGGUGGACUUUGAUUUCGCAACGCCUACUCUACGCAGGCCAGAACUGUUUAUUGGCAAAGACAUCACCAAGGAUAAUGCGGUUGAUUGGAAUCAAAUUGAAUGGCCGAUUCUGGUUCUACGUGGAAAUGGAGAAGUGCUUAUUGUUCGUGGAGAUAUUUUGCACAAUGUUCAUGAAAAUCCAGUGGUAUCGGGAUCACUCUCUAUGUAUCCUCCAGCCGAUGAUAAUUAUGGAAUAGACUCGUGUUCCAUUAUGUGUCUACAAACUACACCGCCGAUAGUGGUCAUCGCUAUGUGUACUGGGAAGAUUUAUCAUGCGAUCUUGUUGAAAGAAGAAACGAUCAACGACGAUGAUAACGAUAGAACGACUUGGUCACAGUAUGGUUCGACUUACAAUUUUCACACACCAGAGGAUGCAUUAUACGUUUAUGAAUGCGUGGAAAUAGAUCUAGGUCUGUUUUUCGCAGAUAACGAUGAAAAAUAUAAUUGUCCGAUACAUCUUCACGCUGACAAACAUAACAAGUCAAGGUAUUUCUGUUCUCACAAUGCUGGAAUCCACAUGAUCACUUUGCCGAUGGUUUCUCAGUUAGAUGAAUACAUAAAUGCUUCGAAAGAAAACGAGGAUACAUGUUUACCAUCGCUAUCGAAUCAACCCAGUUUGCAGUACUUAAUCUGUAGAAGAACCAAGCACACAGAACAGAACGAAGCUACACCAAUUCUUGGAUUUGGACUAUUGCAGGAGCCAUGCGUUUUAGUAGCUUUGUUACAUACCGGUGAUGUCGUCACCCGUUCUGUUAUCGAUCUUUACUACUUUCCAGAGAUCGAACUUCCAGAGCUUAUAAUUGACAAAAAAAAGAAAGUAAACAAGGAGACGUUCGACGUGUACAUAAAAAGGUUGCUGAAACGUGAAACAUCACAACCCCUUAUCAAAAUUGGUUCGAAAUCUGUCACUCCACGAGAAUGUUUACAGCUUUUAUAUCACGCCACGGAUGUCUUUCGUAAAGAAUAUUUUGUCAAACAUGAUACAGUGAGGAAAGAAAUCGGGAAGAAAAUGCGUGCGUUGAAAGUAAUAAAAACCCAGUUAUUAAAAGAAUUAGAUACUUUGCUAGAAACAAAGAAAAAAUUGCAUCAGACUGCUGAACAGUUGGCUGAAAAGUAUGAAGAUAUUAAAGAUGAGCAAGAAAAAUUAGCGCAAAGAGCAAAAGAAGUAUUACGACUAGUGAAUUACAAGGAACCGUCUAUGACUCCUAUUGAAAGAGCAGAAGCAGAGGAAUUAAGGAAAAUGGAAAUAAAAAUAGAAGAAAUGAAAAUCAAAUUGCUAGAAUUGAAAACGAAAUCGGAGCAAACUGGACCUAUAGAGAAUAAUGAAAGCACUGGAAAGAAAAGAGAAAUUGUUUUUAGAGGUGAUCAAGAAAACGCCAUCAAAAACAACCUGGGACAAAUGGCAAAAGAUAUAAAAGAGUUAGUUACAGAAGUUAAAAAGUUGGAGGAAGAAGUGAGUAUAUAAAUUGAAUGAUAAAGUGUAUUACUAUCGUUAUUUGCAAACAAUUGUAAAUUACUUUACCUCAAAAUAUAGGAUUUUCGUAUAAUAAAAAAUGAUUUUAUUUGCAAAA
Messenger RNA from Bombus pyrosoma, 2266 nucleotides. RefSeq names its product nuclear pore complex protein Nup88 (gene mbo). The transcript is spliced from 13 exons. The record is from RefSeq and is a predicted model, not a curated record. Bases 67 to 2160 code for a protein of 697 amino acids. Gene Ontology annotation, cellular component: nuclear pore. NCBI's taxonomy places the organism in Eukaryota, Metazoa, Arthropoda, Insecta, Hymenoptera, Apidae. Gene Ontology annotation, molecular function: structural constituent of nuclear pore. Gene Ontology annotation, biological process: protein import into nucleus; ribosomal small subunit export from nucleus; ribosomal large subunit export from nucleus.